This is a messenger RNA of Lottia gigantea (owl limpet), 393 nucleotides long. RefSeq lists its product as hypothetical. The annotation marks the transcript as partial. The record is from RefSeq and is a predicted model, not a curated record. NCBI's taxonomy places the organism in Eukaryota, Metazoa, Mollusca, Gastropoda, Lottiidae. The transcript has a single exon.
UUGGAAAGCGUUAUCCUCUAUGGAGAGUUGGAAAGCGCUAUCCUCUACAGCAAGUUGGAAAGCGUUAUCCUCUAUAGCGAGUUAGAAAACGUUAUCCUCUACAGCGAGUUGGAAAGCGUUAUCCUCUACAGCGAGUUGGAAAGCAUUAUCUUCUAUAGCGAGUUAGAAAGCGUUAUCCUCUGUGGUGAGUUAAAAAGCGAUAUCUUUUAUGACGAGUUAGAAAGGGUUAUCCUCUACAGUGAGUUUGAAAGCGUUAUCCUCUAUGACGAGUUGGGAAGCGAUAUCCUCUAUGGCGAGUUGGAAAGUGUUAUCCUCUAUAGUGAGUUAGAAAGCGUUAUUCUCUACAGCGAGUUAGAAAGCGUUAUCCUCUACAGCGAGUUGGAAAGCGUUAUC